AUGACUUUAAAGAACAUUAAUUCAAAACAAGAAUUUACAUCAAUUUUAAAAAAAAAUUCUCAAAAUUCAUUACUGGGAGGAUCAAACAAGAAUGAUUUAAUAGUAUUAGAUUUUUUUGAUGAUUGUACUCAUUGUUCAGAAAUGAAUCAUAAAUUAGAAGAAAUUUCAUCAAAUUAUGAGUUAGGAUCUAAUCAAAGAGGUGGUAUGAGAAGAGGUGCAGGAGAUUCUUCAUCUUCUUCAAAUGUUGAAGAUCAACCUUCUGUUCAAUUUUUUAAAGUUAAUAUUGAAGAUGAUAAACAAUUAGCUAAUGAAUUUUCAAUUAGUUCUAUUCCAACUACUUUAUUUUUUAAAAAGGGGAAAUUAAUUGAUAAAGUUGUUGGUCCUGAACCUAAUGAAAUAAAAAGAAUUAUUGAUGAUAAUGAAAUGAUGUAA
Messenger RNA from Lodderomyces pseudojiufengensis, 432 nucleotides. RefSeq names its product Trx2p (gene TRX2). The transcript has a single exon. Lineage: Eukaryota; Fungi; Ascomycota; Pichiomycetes; Serinales; Debaryomycetaceae. Bases 1 to 432 code for a protein of 143 amino acids. The record is from RefSeq and is a predicted model, not a curated record.